This is a messenger RNA of Notechis scutatus (mainland tiger snake), 1491 nucleotides long. The record is from RefSeq and is a predicted model, not a curated record. Lineage: Eukaryota; Metazoa; Chordata; Lepidosauria; Squamata; Elapidae.
CAGAAUCAUCUCUCGAUCCAUUGGCCGCCUUCAGUACAAUACACCCCCAUAAGGGCCCAAGCCAAUUGGCAAAGUUGGGUGUUAAGGCCCCUACAGUAGGCCAAGUGGGUGGCUGUGCAGAACUAUGAUCUUACAACAAGCUUCUAUAGGGAUAAAACUAUCAAGCAUCUUACGUACUUAAUUCUAUAAUACUGUAAUUCCAUUUUUGUUUUGUGUCCUGCAACUUUUGACUGUCAAAAUACUUAAAUCUUUCAAAGGCACUUUGUGGCUUCCAAAAGUAGUCAGCUGUGAAAGGGAAAAUGUUUAUUUCUUUUGUGAGAUUUAUACCACAUCCUUUCUCCAAAUGAAAACCAGGGACUCAAAGGAAUAAUAAAAAUGAUAUUUUGUCUUAGUAGGACAAACUUCAAGAAAGCCUCAUACAGAUAAGGUGCUACUUAUCUAAUGAUGGCUUCUAUGUUCACCUCAAGCCUUGUCUAUAUGUAUCUAUGUUUCUCUUUCCCUGCAGUCAUGAAACUAAUCCCUGGUGACAUUGGAAAACGACUUGAGGAAAUGGUGCAGCUGACAGCUCAGAACCUACCUCAGGUGGAGGUGACCAGUAGUUACACCAUCCUCCGAGAGCUGGGCAGUGGUUCCUUUGGGCACGUAUUGAUGGCAGUUCACCAUCACCAAGGAACCCCCAUGGCACUGAAAUUUGUACAUAAAAAAGAUACAGAACUACAGGAUUUCCUUAGUGAAUAUUGCAUUGCACUGACUUUGGGGGCGCACCCCUGCAUUGCCACUGCCCUUGGGAUUGCCUUCCAAACUCCCCAACACUAUGUCUUUGCACAAGAAUUGGCAUUGGCUCGUGACCUCUACUCUCUCAUGGUGCCAAAGGUUGGCAUACCUGAGCAACGGAUAAAACGCUGUGCCCUGCAGCUUGCAAGUGCCCUGGAGUACAUGGAAUCCAAAGGGCUAAUCCAUCGAGAUGUCAAACCAGAAAAUGUACUGCUUUGUGACCCUGAAUGCCGGCGCAUCAAGCUGACUGAUUUUGGGCUGAGCUGCCUGAGGGGCCAAGCCAUUAAGGCUUUGCCUGAAAGUUUGCCUUAUACUGCACCUGAAAUGUGUGUCCUGGGCCCCAAAGCUCAUCUGGAAGCCCAGCCCAGCCUUGACACCUGGGCUCUUGGAGUGCUGUUAUUCUGUGUGCUAACUGGCUACUUCCCCUGGCUUACAGCUGUGCCUUCUGAUCAGCAUUAUCGCAGCUUUGUCUCCUGGCAUCGUAGCCCCCGUUUUGUUUCACUUCCAGCCCAUUGGGAACAUUUCACUCCCCAAGCAUUAGAAAUGUUGCAAGGGCUCCUGACACCCAACCCAGCACUCCGUAGCCCUGCCAAGGUGAUUAUGAAUUACAUCAAAACACCUUGGUUGCUACCGGAAAUAAAGAGUCGUGUCCGACCCAGCAGAGAACUUCUUGGCACUACUCGGCGAUGCUAAAGACCAAGAGUAUUGCAAGGAGAA